GAAUGAUCUCUGAGUAUUUUGUUUGAGAUGUCUACACCUGACUGGAGCAAACUAAGCAUUAGUGCUUUAAGAGCGGAAUGCAAAUCAAGAUCCAUACCUGCCACAGGCAAGAAGACUGAUCUAGUUGACAAGCUUAUUCGUCAUGAAAUUGCUUUAAAAGAUAAACCAGAAGAAGAAUUGGAGAACGAGGAGGAAGAAGAAAACUCUGGCAGUGGUACUGAAACUGAAGAGAAUGGAGUCGAGUGCAGUCUGGCUAAAGAUGAUCAGAAAAGUGACCCAGGCAGCAGUACCCAUGAUAAACAUGAAGUGGAACCAGGCAGUACUGAGGAUAAACGUGAAGUGGGACCAGACAGUACUGAGGUUAAACGUGAAGUGGAACCAGACAGUAAUGGGAAUAAACAUGAAGUAAAAUCGAGCACUACUGAUGACAAACACAAGGUGGAUCCAUGUCCCACCGUCAAGAAAAUGGAAGAGGAUGCUGAUGACAAAAUCAAGGUGGAAGCAGGUAGUGGUGAUACACAGAUAGUUGGGUCUUGCGAUGAGCAGGAAGUUGGCGGUGAGGCAGACGUUGACAUAGAGAAGCAGGAUGAGCAAGAAGAUGAGGAACGUAGUGAUGCACAGCUUCUAGCAGAUGACAUGGAGACAGUUGAUGAUGCCGGUUCUGGACCAGAUGAUGAUGGAGCCCUGCUAGAUCUGGAUGAGGUGGAGGAUGAAGAGGAUACAAUGAAGAUGAUAGAUGAGGUCCUAGCUGAGCACGGAAGUGAAUGCGAUGAUGGUGAAGAACCCGAAGAAGAAGAUGACGAUGACGACGGCAACGAAAAUGAGGAGGAAGUAGUCUUAGAAGAUGCUCAGAGUGGAUCUGAUUCGGAAAGGGUUAAGGAUGGCUCAGAGGAGGUGACAUCUGCUGUAGAAGAGGAAGAGGCUGGUCAAAUUACAAAAGUUCAGGGCACCCAGGAUGAUGUGGAUGAAGAGAAGGCAUCGGGGAAUCUCAGUGUGGAGGAAAAAGACGCCCGAACGAAAACUGCAAAGGAUAAAUGUCACCAGGAAGCUGAUAUGGCAACAGAAGCCCAAGCGUCUACCACUGAUGAUGCAGAAGAUGUAACUACGGAGAAAGACACAAGCAUGGUUUCGGAGACCUGUGAUGACACAUCAGAGACUAAGGUGGAUGCGAAAAAGUCCGAAGCAGUAGCGGUUGAUGCAAAAUCUGAGAAGGCUCUGAAGGAUGUGGAUGAUGCAGCUUUAGUCACUGAUGCAUCGGUAGCAAUGACCGAAGUUUCUGCUGCUGGGGAUGUCAAGCAAGAGGAAGUCAAGAAAGAGACAGACAAAGAAAAGGAAGUCAAGAAAGAGACGGACAAAGAAGAGGAAGUCAAGGGAGAAAAUGACAGAGGACAGAAGGACAGUGUUGACAUCGACGUGACUAUGGAAGAAGACACAGAUGAUCAAAAAGAGGAGUACGAAAUAGUUGCAACUGAUCCAAACAAGCGUGUCCUCAUCACAAACAUUAUCAUUAAUGACAUGAAGAGUCAGUGCUUCAUUGAUGCUCUGGAUGAAGCCUAUGAGUUUGCUAUGUGUUUCCGUAGGGAUAGCAACUCGCCUAAGCCACCACAGAAAAACUUUGGGUUUGUCGAUCUGGUGUAUAGAGAUGCAAGUAGGGCUGAAGCAAUUGUCAAAAAAUUCCAGCGCAUCAGGUUUGGUGAAAUGCACAACAUGAAAAUCACCUAUCCAGUAACGCCAAAGGACAAGUUGGACUACAACUUGGCUUGGGAAUACCAGCGGAAAAAGGCAAAAGCACGUGAGUGUCUCAACCAUGCACCACCGAUUCCGGAUUCUCAGAAGUUGGUUGUAACCAAUUUGCCCCCGAGCACGUCCGAGGCCAUGCUCAGGUCCAUGUUCAGCGCAGCCACCAAGGUUUUCCGUCACCCCCGGGACGAGAAGAAGCCAUGCACUGGGUUGGCAGUGCUGGUGUUUGACAGCGUGACGAAGACGGACACCUGCAAGCAGAAGUAUGAUGGCAUGACUGUCGAUGAUGGUGACAAAAGCCACAAGUUGAUGGCAUUCAGCCCCUUGGAGCACAGGGCACAUCGUGCGAAGACGGCUUUCACUCGCUUCCAGCAGGUCGUCUCCAACUACAAGAACAGCAAGCGGCCAAUACCGCCGACAAUGACUCGCAAACUCAACCGCUGCCAGCGCGUCUACAACAUCCUGAUGGCCGAGAUCAAGAAGAACAAGAACCCUGACGACGCAGCCUCCUCAACUGCCGUCAACAAGUCUCAGGGUUCGACGAAUAAGGAACUAAAGAAAUCGGUUGCGAAGGCUACUGACCAGAAAAAGACGCCUGUUAAGAAAGUCGAGGCGAACAAGGGUAAGGACACGCGAGGUGGCCACCAGCAGAAUCGCACAAGCAGCGGUCCCGCCAUGCGCAAGGACACCCGCAUGCAGCCUCGUCGAGAUGACCGCGAUUUCAUGCGCAACCGAAACAUGCGCGGCGGUGGCGGAAUGAGGCGCGGUGGUAUGGGAAGGGGUGUGGUUGGCCACAUAGGUCGUCCACCAAGCUUACUUAGCAUGCCAUUAGGACAGAUGGGGAACAGAUCAGCAUACUCCUCUUCCUUGCUCCCAACGCCCAGAGGUGCAGGAUAUCACCCCAACCACCAACAACAACAACACCACCAGCAGCAGCAGCAGCAACAUCAACAGCAGCAGCGGGGUAUGAUGGGAGGCCCUCCACAGGGCGAGCUCCUGCAAAAUAUCAGUACCGUGCUCAAUCGAUUUGGCCUUUCCAGUCAGCAACUGCAACAGCUUCAACACCUGCAGCAACAGCAGCAACUACAGCAAGCUGCCAACGCGCUGACGAGGAACAACUACGGCAGCGGCAUGGCGGGAGGUGGUGGCAAUUACGGCGGCGGAAUGGGCAACAUGGGAUCAUUGAGUGGGCAGGGCAGUGGGAACCGCUUUGCUGGACAGAAGCGAUCAGCACAUCAGGGCGGGUAUGGAGGGGGCGGCGGAAACUAUGGGAAGCAGCAGCGUCGCUAGAAACAGCAGGGUGGAAGUAUGCAGGAGAACAUUAAUAGAUUGGUCACCAAUGGUCACCAUCAAGCGAACAAUAUUCUGCUACACUCAUAAAGAUGGCGCACAAGGAUUACUGACCUGUAGCAUGUGUUUCUGAUGAUUGGUUCAUGGCUUAGUGUUGAGUUAGAUCCAGUGAGGAUCGGCUGUUACUGAUUUCUUAAUAGAAAACUAUUUUAAUUGGAAUUUUAGUGUUGUAUUAAUAGAAAUGAUUCAAACUCGAUUGCUAUUAAUCAUACAUAAUAACGGCGAUGACAAUAUGUCCAUAUCUAGAUCUUUGAGGAAAAGUAGUCAAAUACACCUCUAUCGGUAGGGACAUUCAUUUUUUACUUGCUAAUUUGCAUGAUAAAUCAUUUUGUUUGUAGACCUAA
Molecule: messenger RNA, 3434 nt
Organism: Priapulus caudatus
Lineage: Eukaryota; Metazoa; Priapulida; Priapulimorpha; Priapulimorphida; Priapulidae
Product: nucleolin-like
Exons: 18
Coding region: 28-3030 (1000 amino acids)
Molecular function (GO): RNA binding
Source: RefSeq, a predicted model, not a curated record